AUGGGUUUGGAUCAACACGAGGCAAAGGAUCAUUAUCAUCCAGGAGGGGCCAAUUACAUCAUGGGGCUGCUCAUUGCUAAUCGCUACGCCUGCUGGGUAGAGUUGGUCCUCAUCCAUAUCAUGAACCCUGGGACGUCAUUUGUCGGACACCUGGCUGGGAUUCUGGUCGGUCUGCUCUACACUACUGGACCACUAAAGAGACUCAUGAAAACCUGUGCAGGCUUUGUGACAUCUAAUGGGCAUUAUGGAAGGCAACAAACAUACUUCAGCUCAUCAGGAUACAGUGGAUAUGGCAUGCCUUCGAACCCCCAUUAUGGACAGCAGUCAUUUAUUCGCAGGCAGUAUGGCGCCCCCUACAGGGAGCCAUAUGACACAGCAAUGCCCUCUGCACCAUCCCAGCAUCCCUAUACAGCAGGACUGUCAGAAGAGGAACAGUAUGCAGCAGCUGUCAGAGCCAGCCUGAACGACAGAGGUAGUAAUACUCGUAGCACAUAUACCCAGACUAACCUAACUCCUGAAGAGAUCCGCUGGCGACGACUUCAGAGAUUUAACAGCAGAACAAUUGGAGAACGUGACACAUAAUGAUAAUAUUACUAGAUUGUUCACAUCAAAGAGAGCAGUAAACGACCAAUUCAAGCUAGCGGAGAAGAUUCUUCCACUGUUGACUGGUUGUGUCAUUGAAUAGCUUUUAUGAUGUCAUCAGUGGGAGGUUUUCUAAUUUCUAAUUUUUACAUUAACUUUAAAAAUGGAACAUUAAUAAUAUCCAUGACACAUUUUUGUGCAUGUGCCUUUUUGCAGUAUGUUGAAUGUACCAUAAGAUGAUUUUGUCAGCAUGCCAGUAAGUCUUACUAAAUGUAUGUAAAAUCUCUCAAGCUUAUAGCACUUGAUUAUUUCCAAACAACAUUUCUUCCUAAGUAACUUGUACUUUGUUUCUUAAGAAAGUAUAUUUUUGUAAAUAAACAUAAGUCAUUCUUUUUAUA
Messenger RNA from Cyprinus carpio (common carp), 980 nucleotides. Its product is annotated as rhomboid-related protein 4-like. The record is from RefSeq and is a predicted model, not a curated record. The coding region runs from base 1 to 582 and encodes 193 amino acids. The transcript has 6 exons. Lineage: Eukaryota; Metazoa; Chordata; Actinopteri; Cypriniformes; Cyprinidae.